AAGAAGACGAAGCUAUCGAGUGAUGAGAAACUGAAAUACCAGCAAAUGGUUGACCAGUCGUUGCACGAGUCCAGCGGCGGUCACACGACCUCCUCUUCGGGCGCCACUUCCUCCACAUCUGAGGGCCCGACCGGUGGUUCGGCACUGAAAUGGAUGACUCCGGCGGAGAAGAAGUUCUUAGACCAGCAGACGAGACGACAGACUGAACGCAUACUCCAGAAGGCGUCCAAAAGCCAUAAACAAAGGGUCGAAGAGUUCAAUACACAUCUCGAGAACCUCACCGAACACUACGAUAUUCCCAAAGUGAGCUGGACCAAAUAG
Oppiella nova is the source of this 321-nucleotide messenger RNA. The record is from the annotation of a GenBank genome assembly. Lineage: Eukaryota; Metazoa; Arthropoda; Arachnida; Sarcoptiformes; Oppiidae.